Molecule: messenger RNA, 576 nt
Organism: Rotaria sp. Silwood2
Lineage: Eukaryota; Metazoa; Rotifera; Eurotatoria; Philodinida; Philodinidae
Source: the annotation of a GenBank genome assembly
AUGGAUCGUUUAUUAAGUACAUAUAAUCGUUUACAAAGUGAUUCACAUUUUCGUCGUCGAAAAAAUCUUGAAGAACUUCAUGGAAAAUAUAUUCAUUUUGCAAAUGAUGAAUGUUAUCCAAAUUUAGUUCAAGUAUUUGUUGAUUAUAAUGACUGGAUAAAACAACGUUCAAAUCUCAUACAUGCUUAUCGAUCUAUUCAAGAAUCAUAUGAAAAACAAUGUGAUGAUAUAGUGCAUUAUGUUGAUUCAUUUGAAGAUGUUCGUACAGCUGUUUAUAAUAAUAUUCGUGAAUUAGGUGGAACACCAUCAACAACAACAACAGCAACAACAAAUGACUGUCUUCAAGCACCAUCAUCAUCAACAGUUCGUUUUCAUCCACAGCAAACAAAAGAAGAUGAAAGUUGUCAUCAACAACAACCAAUAUCAAGUGGUGAAGAAGACGAUCAUGAAGGAAAUAACACAUUUAUUCAAAAAGUUCGUGGUACAACAAGAAAAACUAUUCAACAAGCUGAAGAAGGUUUUAUUAAAUUAGAUCAUGCUAUACGACAAAUUCGUACAAAUAUUCAAAAAAAAUAA